Adelges cooleyi (spruce gall adelgid) is the source of this 1737-nucleotide messenger RNA. RefSeq lists its product as uncharacterized. The coding region runs from base 199 to 1710 and encodes 503 amino acids. The transcript is spliced from 3 exons. The record is from RefSeq and is a predicted model, not a curated record. Lineage: Eukaryota; Metazoa; Arthropoda; Insecta; Hemiptera; Adelgidae.
CGUACCGUACUGCAUUUUGCUGACACUUCACCGGGUUUGUUAUUUUUUUGGUUUUCUUAAACUGCAUCGUUUGUUUACCUUUAAGUUCACAUAUUCGACCGUUUCAAUUUGUACAGACAAUCUUCGAUACCUACCGACCGACCAACCGAUCGCACCUGGACUUGUACCAUUUUCAUUGGAUACGUGGCCAGUUUAAGGAUGAAGAAAAUCAUUUUUGUUGUUGCAGCUUUUUUCACAUUGCCGGUCGUGCGCUCGACAGAAAAUGAAAUUUCAACAAAUCAGUCAGCAAAACCAUAUGAAAAUACACUUUAUGGACGAUUAAAUUUCUACGAUAACGUCUUGGUUAUGGCCCUGAAUAAAUUGGAAACUUACAUCUUUAGGCCGUUAACAUUUAACGAAGACGAGCUUAACAUGCUGCGAAUGCCACAUAACUUUGGCAACAAAUACACUGUUGUCGAUAAGAAAAGAACUUUGUUGAAAUUUAAACGAAAAAUACAAGAAAUAAAGUGUGCUAAUGUCGCAAUCGUUCAGGUUAUAUUGAAUCAAUUCAAAGUAAUUAAAAACCUUGCAGCGGAUAAUGAAUAUGCCAGUGUAAUAUUGAAUCUAUUCGAAGAACCUAUGAAUCUUUCGAUGAAUGAUGACGAUGCGAAUGUUAUAUUGAAUGAAUUCAAAGAAAAUCUAAGCCAUUCGACGAAAAAAGACGGUGUAAGUGUUUCGAAAACAAAGCGAAUAUAUUACGAGCUCAAGAAAAAAUUGGCAAAAAUGUUGUCAAUUUUGUACGUGGCAAAGGCUGCUGCUGAAAAAUGGCUAUGGAAAUUGUAUUUUAAAGUUUGUGACGUCGUUGAUGGCAUAAACCCUAAUAAAUUCUCGCUACCGGACGACAUCUAUCUUGUUGACGAUGAAGAACUUAACUCUGACAUUUUGAAAAGUAUAGACAUGUGUAGUGAAGACAUUCACCGAGGUUUGGCGACUAUCUUCACUGAUCCAAUUGACAUUAUAAUGGACAUUUUAUUUAACCCAUUAUACGGUAGUAAAAGGGUGGACAGGUGGUUAGGUCAUGAGUUUAGUUUGAAAGAUCUCUAUUUGGUAGAGCUGCAGGAUAAACAUGAGAUUUUAUUGAUAGAGGUAAAAGGAUUUGAGCUCGAUAGGAAAAAAAUGAAAGAAAAUUUAGAUGCUGAAAGGACAUUAAUGAAGAAUCAUAUUGCGAGCCGGAUGUGGGUUCAACAGCCGUUUCCCGAAAAUAGAUAUCUGGAACAUAUUGUGCUUCUUAUGAAACUAAAAGUGUAUUUGCAUUCUUGGUUGCAUUUAACAGCUUUUGUAAAUAUCACUUCUAAUGAUGCAGUCAAUAAUGAAAUAGAAAAUUCAAAUAAAAAUUUUGUUUAUGAAUUGGAAAAAACUGCCGAAUUCAUUUUCUCUAAAGAUAACAUUAUAAUAGAAGAACUUAUUGCAUUCCUGCUCAACGAUUUACUAGUAACAGACAAAUCCAAAAUUGAAAACAUGGCUGAUCGAAUAAUGAAAAAAGUUAAGUUCAUCCUAAAUGUUUUGAACAUGACUAUUUCCAACCCUCUCGUUGAUGAUUUUGACACACACUUUUGGAAUUCUAACAUUACAUAUUUACACAAGUACUUAAAUCACAUCACAAGUAUAAAUGAUCAUGUCGAUUUAAGUUUUACCUUAUUCUUUCUCAGGAGAAACAAUGAUGACGAAUAAACUAUUUAGAUAAAAUUAUUAUAAAUA